GCUUUCUGUACCUCCAGUUCCCAAUGUCCCAAAGUCCUAAUAACGUCAUAGAGUAAAAGCAUAUUACGUGAUACGCAUGCGCAAAAAUAAGUAAAAGUAGCAGAGUUACGUGAAACAUACAAAUUUAAUCAACAUUUGUGAUUACACUUUGUAUAAUCAUUUGUGAUACCUAUUACGUAUUAAGAAACGAAUAAAUGGGAGAGAUAGAAGAAAAGUUUCCUGCUCAGUGGGCACUAGAUCUUCUUGAACCUACACCUUUGGAUCGAUCUAAUCAUAUUUUCAGAUAUUAUUAUGUGCCAUGUACUACGAUUUCGCUGGCACUUGCAGUAAUGCUUAAAAAUGUGGCAGGAAAAAGACCCAUGACAGCCAAUAAGCCAUACAUAGUAUUGGCGUCCAUAGCUGGUUUUCUUAUCGGUUGUGGUAUACAUUGGGCAUCUGAUUUAAGAUUUGCAAGAAAGGAUGCGAUACUGAGAGAUUAUAUAAUGCGUCAUCCAGAACGGUUUCCUAAGCCAGAUGUUAAAAAAUAUGCAGAUAUUUUCGAAGAGUGGAUCCCAACCCGUUAAAAGAUUGAACUCUAGUCACGGACUUAGGUGUUCUUUAUUAAUAAUCAAUAAACAACAAAAUACAUGA
Molecule: messenger RNA, 630 nt
Organism: Bombus pyrosoma
Lineage: Eukaryota; Metazoa; Arthropoda; Insecta; Hymenoptera; Apidae
Gene: ND-B14.5B
Product: NADH dehydrogenase [ubiquinone] 1 subunit C2
Exons: 3
Coding region: 195-563 (122 amino acids)
Biological process (GO): mitochondrial electron transport, NADH to ubiquinone
Cellular component (GO): mitochondrial inner membrane
Source: RefSeq, a predicted model, not a curated record